Molecule: messenger RNA, 1371 nt
Organism: Pleurotus ostreatus (oyster mushroom)
Lineage: Eukaryota; Fungi; Basidiomycota; Agaricomycetes; Agaricales; Pleurotaceae
Exons: 1
Coding region: 1-1371 (456 amino acids)
Source: RefSeq, a predicted model, not a curated record
AUGGUUGGCCUUCACCGAAAGCCUUUCAAGCGACAGGAACCUAAUCCUUUCGCAACGCCAACGCUAUCUGGGAUUGGGGGCUCCGUUGUAGCUGAGACCUCGGAUGUACCUGACGGGGGGCUCGCUGUCAACUCCGAACUGGCUGACGCACCACGAACGGGUUCCCCAAACUUCACGGUCUCCACAAGCAAUCUACCAUCAACCCCGACAUCCUCAUCGCCAGCCCUCCCUAGUUCAACAGAAGCUCCAACCACAGAAAGCGCCGUCGCUUCCAAGAGCUCCGGCAUCUCGACCACCACAGUGGUGGGCGCAUGUGUGGGCGCUUUCGCCGGUGCAGUCUUUCUCAUUUGCAUCGGUCUCUGGCUGUACCGGCGCUCUACGCAAGCUCUCAAAGCUCGUGCCCGCGCACCACUCACAUCUAUCUCGCGAAAUGCACGCCACGAUCGCUCCGACUCUCAUCGUGGUGACCCAUGGAACAAACUAGAAAGUGGCGAUGAAGAUAAGUGGGCGGGGAUGCAAACAAGUGAGGUGGGCCACAGGAAUGUGGAGGAGAAAGGCACUCAGGAGAGCGUGGGUCCCAUGGAGAAGCUCACUAUGUUCAAGACUCGCUCGCCCAGCGUCCGAACAGCUGUUACGACGAAGUCGAAUUUGGACCUUCCUCUACCGAUAUUCGAUCGCAUGCAUGCGCAUCCAUUCAACCCUUACGGAGGCCCGCCUUCUCUCCCUGGUUCAGUUGGUAGCAAGCCCCACCUCGGCUCUGUUGACACCGGAGGGUCCAUUAGUUGGAGUUCAGAGCAAGACGGUGCAUACUUCAGUCUACGCUCCGAUAACUUUGACAUCAACACUGCCCGUGCCAUAUCGCCUUCCGCUGCUCGACCGACGCCGCCCACGACUACUACAUCCUCUCUUCAUCAGUGGGAGUCAGCUGAAGUCGUCACUUACUCUGAUCCAUUCGAUGACGAGCAGAGUGAAUCGCGGAAAAGCAUACAUAACCCCUUCUUCAGCGCUCAGGAAUUCGAUGAAGCUAAGUCGAAGGCAGUCGCAAAGGCCGCGAAGGGCAAAGAGAAAGUUGCCGCGAGGGAUGACCACUCAAGUGACUCCGCUUCCACAACUUCUUCACCCCUUGCACCCAAACAUGCUGCAAAUGACUCACAGAGCGAUAACGAGCGCGCGAUAUUAUCCAUCAUAGCAGCCCUCGAAAAUGGCUCACCCUCGCUGACACCUGAGCCGAAUAGUCGGGUGUUGUCAACACUGAGCACAGGGACAGGCUACUCUGGGAUUGACGGCUAUUCCGUAUCUGCCUAUGGACAGACUGAAGAGGAUGUCACCCAGGCAUUCCCAUUACCUCCACACGCUAAGGGAAGCAAUUGA